Pseudopodoces humilis (Tibetan ground-tit) is the source of this 1923-nucleotide messenger RNA. NCBI's taxonomy places the organism in Eukaryota, Metazoa, Chordata, Aves, Passeriformes, Paridae. The record is from RefSeq and is a predicted model, not a curated record.
CUGCCGGGCCCGGCACCACCUCCGGCCCCGGCCCGGCGGCUCCGGCACCCUCGAGAAAAAAAACAGGAGGCUGAUGCAGAAGAAGCACCAACUGUCGAUGCUGUUGAGAUGUCCUGUAUUCCAUUGUUAAUGGAACCAGCAUGUUCCAGCUCUGAGGUUCAGGAAGCUGCAAAAAUGAGGAAUAAUGAUGCUGCCUCCAGACUUGUGGUUCCUCUUUCUGAUGACAAUGAAAGCAAACAGUCAAAAUCUAUUCAAAGAAAGAGAGUGCUUCCAUCUUGGAUGCUGGAAAGAGAUCUCCUGGUGCAGAAGGUUUCCAAGCCUGUAAUGACAGGAGGUAGUAGAAAGAAAAAAGGCCAAGGAAGGGGAGAACGUCAUGCAGAGUCAUUAAAAGCAGAAGUACAUGUACAACAGAAAAAAAGAUUAGCUUCUGAAGAAACUAUUGAGGAUUUUGAAGGUGGAGAACAAGAUCAAGGGAAAAGGAGCUGCCUUUCCAUCCCUGUUCCUUCAUCUCAGAAUACAUCUGGAUUUCCUCUUGAGACUACCAUGAGAGAUAUGGAAGGAAGUGGCAAGACUGGAACAAAAAGCCCUGGAAGUUCUCUGGAAAAAAAUGAUAGGCAGCUGCAUAGCAAAUGGUCUAAAAGAGCAGGUCAUAUCUCCAGUAAAGACAAUAGAAUUGAGGAAACAGAAAACAAAGAGCAGAUUACUGGUUCUACAAGCCAACAAGCUCACUGGGGCAGGACUUCCCAAUACUUUGGUGCCCAGGAAGGGAUUCCUGAGCCUGAUGCAAAUCUGGACUACAACACUGAGAUUUCUGAUUCAGACAGAAGUGCAGAUGCUUCAGAAAGCUCCAAACAGAUGCAGCGUAAGAGGACACCUUGCAUGUAUGGAAGUGGCUGUUACAGGAAGAAUCCCAUUCACUUCCAGCAGUUCAGUCAUCCUAAUGAUGAUGACUAUCAUGACAUGGAGAUGGUGGCUCAGGAUGACAAUGACAACCGGCCUGAGUGUCCCUAUGGAACAGCUUGUUAUCGGAAGAACCCCCAGCAUAAGCUGGAAUACAAGCACAGUGCACCUCCAGUAACUGGAAGAGGAACACAACGACGAUCUUCAAGGAAUGGAAAAAGGGCUGUGGAGAAAAACAGUGUCAAUGAUGGUGAAGCCAAUGAAUAUGACCUCAAUGACAGCUUUAUAGAUGAUGAGGAGGAGGAAGAGUGCGAUCCUACUGAUGAGGACUCGGACUGGGAACCAAGUUCAGAAGAGAAGGAUAAUGAAGAUGUUGAGACACUUGUGCAAGAAGCACAUAGAUUUGUUAGGAUCAAAAAAUAGCUGCUCAGAACAGCCUUAUGAAUGUCCAGUGUGGUUGUGUUUAAAAAUGGUUGCACAAAGGAGAGGAAUUGUCUGAAAUUUUUUUUUCUCUGUGAUGUAGGGACUACAGGAAGAUAAUAAUGGGGGUGAGAAGAUUCUGCAAUGCCUUUCUUGUCCAUAUGCAUUAUUUUGGGGCUGGUCUGGUGUUUGUUUUAUUAAGGCAUGGACCCAGAGGAUAAACUCUGAAAAUUUUUGGUUGUUUUUUCUUUUUCUUUUUCUUUUUCUUUUUUUUUUUUUUGCAACACCAUUGGUAUUUUGAAAUACAUUUUUAAAGGUUGUUAAAACUUCAUCUUCCUGUGCUUGAAAGAAAUAUUGCUGCUAGGAAAGCCUAAGCUAUUUUUAUUGUUGAGUUAGUGCAGUUUAAAAUUCCAUUAUUCUGUUCCCAUCUUCCCCAGAUGUUGUUUUGUUGGUUCUCUUCACGUACAGUAGUUCAAUACAGGUUGUCUAAAUCACUUGAGAAAGUAUCUCAGUGUAUUGAAACACUUGAUUGGCUCAACAAUUAUAGUGUUAUUUGCUCUAAUUACAACAGUACCUCUUUCUGUGUACUUCACUGGAACUGUG